AAAGAAAACAACAAGAACAGCAACACAUACAAGCCCUGUUCAGUUGUUCAGUUUUCCAAAGCUCACCUUUCUCUCUUCGAUUUCCCCGGCUGAUUGUUUGGAAUCUUAAACAUCCAACGUACUUAAGAUGGAAGUCGGAAAGAGAUCGGCGAUGGAGCACAACACCAAGUCAGGCAAGCCUUUGAAAAUGAAGGUCAAGUUUGCCGACCAUGAAAAGGAUGGCGUCAAGGCCUCAGACGCCUUGCCUUUUCCUCUGUACCUGACAAAUGCGGUCUUCUUCGCUCUCUUUUUCUCCGUCGUAUACUUCUUGCUUACAAGCUGGCGUGAGAAGAUCCGUACCAACACUCCUCUACAUGUCAUCGAUCUCUCCGAGAUCGUUGCCAUCAUUGCGUUUGUAGCAUCCUUCAUCUACCUCCUUGGCUUCUUCGGCAUGGAUUUCGUUCAGUCUCUCAUUCUCCAGCCUAGUAAUGACAUUUGGGCUGCCGACGAUGAUGAAGAGAUUAUUUUUAAGGAGGACGCUCGCAAAGUUCCUUGUGGCCAGGCACUUGAUUGUUCAAUUCCCAAAAUGGCCCCGAUUGCAUCACCAAAAGCUGCUCCUAAAGUUGAACCAAAAGUGUUUGAAGAAAAGGCAAUGAUCGAGACUACAACACCAACCGAAGAAGAUGAAGAGAUUAUCAAGGCUGUUGUGGCUGGAACCAUUCCUUCAUACUCACUCGAGACAAAGCUCGGGGAUUGCAAGAGAGCAGCUUCUAUUAGGCGUGAGGCUUUGCAGAGAGUUACAGGCAAGUCACUUGAGGGUUUGCCUUUGGAGGGAUUCGAUUACGAGUCUAUUUUGGGUCAAUGCUGCGAGAUGCCAGUUGGGUAUAUCACCAUUCCUGUUGGGAUCGCUGGGCCUCUUAUGCUUGAUGGAAGAGAGUUUUCUGUUCCCAUGGCUACAACUGAAGGUUGCUUGGUGGCUAGUACCAACCGUGGUUGCAAAGCUAUCAACUUGUCUGGUGGAGCUUCCAGUGUGCUAUUAAAGGAUGGAAUGACCAGAGCACCAGUUGUCAGAUUCAAUUCUGCUAAACGAGCGGCGGAGUUGAAGUUCUUCAUGGAAGACCCUGCUAACUACGAAACUAUAUCCAUGGUUUUCAACAAGUCAAGCAGAUUUGGUCGACUUCAGACAGUUAAAUGUGCUGUUGCAGGGAAGAACCUCUACAUGAGGUUCUGCUGCAGCACCGGUGAUGCUAUGGGGAUGAACAUGGUCUCUAAAGGUGUUCAGAAUGUCCUCGACUUCCUCCUGAAUGACUUUCCUGACAUGGAUGUCAUUGGCAUUUCCGGUAACUACUGCUCUGACAAAAAGCCUGCUGCUGUGAACUGGAUCGAAGGCCGUGGCAAGUCUGUAGUUUGUGAGGCUGUGAUCAAGGGAGAGAUAGUGACUAAGGUGUUGAAAACUAAUGUGGCCGCAUUAGUGGAGCUUAACAUGCUCAAGAACCUAACUGGUUCUGCAGUUGCUGGUGCUCUUGGUGGUUUCAAUGCACAUGCCAGCAACAUUGUUUCCGCAGUCUACCUCGCUACUGGUCAAGACCCUGCUCAGAACAUUGAAAGUUCUCAUUGCAUCACCAUGAUGGAAGCCAUAAAUGACGGAAAGGAUCUUCACAUCUCAGUGACCAUGCCUUCAAUUGAGGUCGGCACCGUAGGGGGAGGAACUCAACUUGCAUCUCAGUCUGCUUGUUUGAACUUGCUUGGAGUGAAGGGAGCUAACAGAGAAGCGCCGGGAUCAAACGCAAGGCAAUUGGCUAGUGUUGUAGCUGGCUCUGUUCUUGCUGGAGAGCUAUCUCUUAUGUCUGCUAUUGCAGCUGGACAGCUAGUCAAGAGCCACAUGAAGUACAAUAGAUCUAACAAAGAUGUCACAGCAGUUUCUUCUGCUUAAGAGAGAUUGCAACCCUUUGAUCUCGAAAUUUUUUGUAUAUUGAUCACUUUGUAAAUUUCUUCAGAAAUAUAAUCUUCUUAUUCUGCACAGUA
This is a messenger RNA of Argentina anserina (silverweed cinquefoil), 2004 nucleotides long. RefSeq names its product 3-hydroxy-3-methylglutaryl-coenzyme A reductase 1-like. Gene Ontology annotation, cellular component: peroxisomal membrane; endoplasmic reticulum membrane. NCBI's taxonomy places the organism in Eukaryota, Viridiplantae, Streptophyta, Magnoliopsida, Rosales, Rosaceae. Gene Ontology annotation, biological process: coenzyme A metabolic process; sterol biosynthetic process; isoprenoid biosynthetic process. The record is from RefSeq and is a predicted model, not a curated record. Bases 128 to 1912 code for a protein of 594 amino acids. The transcript has a single exon. Gene Ontology annotation, molecular function: protein binding; hydroxymethylglutaryl-CoA reductase (NADPH) activity.